CUAGUAGUGGUGGUGGUGCGAGCAGCGCCGGUAGUAAGCAUGUUGUGGUGGUGAUGGAUGCACUCAGGGAGUUCUCAACAAAGCCUUUGGAGUGGGCUCUUGAGCAUGUUGUUGAGCCCGGGUACACGCUCACUCUACUUGGAGUCAUGCCAUGGCUUAGCCUCCCACUGUUAUGCAAGACAUGGCUGGAUAUAUGGACAUUGGACCCUGGCGAUCUGUCGAACAUUCAAGAUAAGUCCGAAUGGAAGAACGAUCCUAAGCAUCAGAGACUACGCACCAUGGUUGAUCUUUGUGACGCUCGCGGAGUUGUGCUUCUAAUGAAGGUUGUCAUGGGCUAUCCUGUAAAACUGAUGGUUUUGGAGCAAACAACAAAUCUGCAUGCAUCAUGGAUUGUCUUUGACAGAUAUCAAAGGAAGAGAAGAUCCUUCUACAAAAGGAGAAUCCCUUGCAAUAUGGUGAUGAUGAAGGAAGAUGGAAUGGUUGAUGUACUUAGAGUUAACCCGGUGAUCGAUAGCCGCGAAACCCCAACAUCUUUAAUGUCAUCAGCACUGCAAACCCCAGGUCCGAAGCUCAUCAGUUGCACGCAGUGGAUAGACUUUCUUCACAAUGAUUCCAGAAGGAGAGAAGGAUAGAAAAUGUGCCCAUUUCAUAAACUAGCUUUCACUAUGGGAAAUAAUUC
Molecule: messenger RNA, 679 nt
Organism: Asparagus officinalis (garden asparagus)
Lineage: Eukaryota; Viridiplantae; Streptophyta; Magnoliopsida; Asparagales; Asparagaceae
Exons: 4
Coding region: 54-632 (192 amino acids)
Biological process (GO): aromatic amino acid biosynthetic process
Molecular function (GO): oxidoreductase activity; 3-dehydroquinate synthase activity
Source: RefSeq, a predicted model, not a curated record